AUGACACUGUCAAAAAUUAGCUUUGGCAUAAUUACUUUCAAAAAGUCAAUACAACAUCAAAUCCCAAAUAACUGUUGUUGGAAACACCUCAAACGUAUUCUUGAAUUGCCAUUCGGUGUCCCACAUUUCAAAUCUGCACGCGGACGUUACCAGCAAGUUAGGUUUGCACACCUCGGCAGAACUUUAUUAUUGGCUAGGAAGCCUGGAAGCAUACACCUUAUGUUCAAUAAGCAUUACUCCGAAAUAUCCUUUGGGCUAGGUGACCCCGCAAUAUCCUUGAUGUUAAAAGCCGAGAAUAUGCUGGAAGAGCAUGACAUAAUUGAAGAAAUAUCAAAAGAAGAAUUAAUCCAGUACCUGGAAACAUCAAGGAAAUCAGAGAGGUCACUUGUUGAGCAGAAUGGUAAUGAUAUCAACGAUGUCAACUCCGAAAACAUAGAUCAAGCUUGGGUUUAUUACACGAAACAAGAAGAGAAUGGACUUUUGGCGAAUCUACCCCUCAAAUUCAAAAUUCAUUUGUUGUAUUAUUUAAUCAAAUCAUCAAGAUUGGAGGAAGCGAGAAGGGUAAUUUCGCACUUGAGAACAAGAGAAAAUGGUAGAUGGUUGACAAACUAUUUGUCCGUCAUGGAAUGCUUGGCAACUCUUAAAUUAAAUGAGGCAAUUAACAGGUUCAAAGAGCUCAUAAUAGAAAAGGAAGAUUUACCGAGAUUCAAGGUAUUGUCUAGCUUGAUAUUGGCACUUCUAAAUAAAGAGAAUAUCAGGGGAACGGAAGAGCUAUUGUUUGCCGCAGAGCAAUACUUUGAUAAACCGUUACCGGUGGAAAUAUACAAUACCGUGAUGUCCGGAUACGUCAAGAGAAAAUGCUACAACAGAGCCUACUGGCUAUUAAAGAGGAUGAGACGGAAGAAUGUGGCGCCCAACCGGGUCACCUACAAUAUAUUAUUGAAGCUUUGUGCGAAGACGGGUAAGAGUGAGGAAGCAAUAGAUCUGUUCAAUGAUAUGUCACGUGCGAACAUAAUGCCAAAUGCUAGAACGUAUUCGGGUCUCUUCGAAGUAUUUGGGAAAACGGGGAACAUAAGCUUGUGCGAUCACUAUUUCAACCACAUGAUGUCCAUGGGAGUGGAACCCAAUUGCUAUACAUAUGGAAUUCUGAUAACUGCCUAUACGAGGUCCAAGAGAUAUAGGGAAGCCAGUCAAUGGUUUCGUCGCAUGGUGAAAUCCAAUGUGUCACCAACAUUGGUCACAUACACCAGUUUGUUGGUCGCGUGGACGAUACAGGUACAAUAUGAUGAGCGAAUUGUGGAUAGGAUUUUUAGGGACAUUAAGAGGUCUGGAAUCGACCUAGAUGUCGUAGCAUAUACAGCCUUUAUUCACGCCAAGGCGAAAGCCUUUAAUUUCGUUGAAGCAAUACAAAUCUAUCAGGACAUGCUAAAGAAUAAUAUAAAACCAAACGUGUACACCUAUACCGUUCUUAUUUCUGCCUCGGCAAAAUUGGGAGACUUGAAAACGUCUUUACAUUUGUUUGAUGACAUGAAGAAGGCAGGGAUUCAACCUAAUGAACAUACGUAUUGUUCCAUCAUGGACGCCUAUGCCAAAAACAGAAUGCUCUCAAAAGCUUUCGAAAUUCAUGAUGAAAUGUUGGCACAGGGAAUUCAACCUGACACAAUAUGCAUCAAUUGUCUGAUGGACGCUUGCAAUAGGGAGCGACAAAUUGAUCGGGUAUUUGAAUUGUACAAUAGGUUGCUUAUAGAUCCAAACCUUAAGCCAGAUGAAUGCAGUGUUACAAUUUUCCUCGAAUCUUGCACCUUCAAUGGCCGCGCAAUCGACGGCAAGACAUUUUUUGCUAAUUUGGUGAGAAAUUAUAGCGAGAUUUCGGAACGCAAUUUUUAUGCAUACAUUAAUCUGUUAGGGAUAAACAAUUACAACAACGAAAUUUUAGAUGUAAUAAAAUUGAUGAAGGAAAGACGUGUUACGCCAAAAAAAAUGACAUUAAUGUGUGCAUUACACUACAUUCGUAAAGUUAACCGGGACGAGGAUAAUAUUUAUAAAAUCAAGAGACUUCUUGUCGAUUGGGUUGACAAAUGCGUCUUCCCGCGUAAUAUAGAUAUGAUAAAAUUUGAAAAAUCUCAUCGAUUCUAA
Molecule: messenger RNA, 2136 nt
Organism: Acaulospora colombiana
Lineage: Eukaryota; Fungi; Glomeromycota; Glomeromycetes; Diversisporales; Acaulosporaceae
Source: the annotation of a GenBank genome assembly